GAGUCCCGUUGCCAGGGAAACACUCCGGCGAGCAGGAAGUAAAUAGCGGAGUCGUUGGCUAGUAAGUCUAGCUCACUGGUUACUUUAAAGCGUGAUGUUUUCGGACAUUAUUUUGAAUCUGCGAUAAUUCGUAGCGAUUUUUACAGACGUAUGUCAAACCAUAUCAGACACUGAGGGGAAAGCGUAUGAUACAGUCCUGAGCCGCGCAUCGCGUCUGGCGCCUCCAUGAGCCGCAGUCGGAACCCCCCCGUUCGGGGCCAGGGGGCAGCCCGAGCCAAGCAGAUGGGCCUGCUGCUGGACCUGAACCCCGACGGGGGUGUGGAUGCAGAUGGAAAUGAUGAGGACCUGGAGGCGGAGCUUCUCUCACUGAUGGGCGGGCCCCGGUCAGCUGGCAAAAAAGCGGGUGGGAGAGCCCCUGUGCCCAUGGCGGACAUCGAACACAUGGCGGCCCUUUGCAUGAAGGACCUGGAUGAAGAGGACGGGGACGAGGACGGAGAUCUGGAGAGCGACGCUGACCUUCUGGCGGAGCUCAGCGAGGUCCUGGAGGGAGACAAGGAGGAGGAGGCCCCCACCCUUCCCCAGCAGAAGGCAGCCCCUCACCACACCCCUGUGGCCUCGCCUGGGCCCCAGAGCUUGGAGGCCCUCCUCGUGGAGCGCAUUGGCAUGUACCAGGGUGCCAUCAGCAAUGCCAAGGAGGCAGGAGAAGGCAGCAAAGUGCGGCGCUACGAUCGGGGCCUCAAGACCCUGCAGUCCAUGCUGGCUUCAGUCAAGAAGGGCAAACCCAUAGAUGAAGCUGAAAUCCCACCUGCUGUGGCCACCGGCGGCAAGCCUGCCCCAGCCCCUCAGAGCAGGCCAGAUGCAGAGCAGCAGCCACGGGUUCCCGAGCCCGCCCCUGCACCACCCACCAAUCAUAAGUCUGUAAAGGAAACCCCGCCCAGACCCCCGCCCAAACCCCAGCUCCUCCCACCCCCAGCGAAGACGCUGGCCGUGACCCCAGAUACCCCUCUCAUCUCUCCUCUCACCCCAAGCCAGCCAGACUCGCACCUCUCAGAGGUAAAGAGCUUGGUGUCCAGUAGGCAGAGGGAGUACAAGGUGGCCGCCAUCCAAGCCAAGCAGAGCGGGGACACUGAGCUGGCCAAGCGGCUCUACCUGGCAGCCAAGAAAUUAGACCCACUGAUUGAGGCACUGGACAGAGGCGAGACAGUGGACGUGGCCUCUCUUCCACCCCCUCCUGGGAAUGCCCCUUCUCCAGCCCCACCCUCCCAGCCUUCCUCCCAGCCAACCAGUGCACCUCCAGUGGUGUCCCCCGUUACUGAUACUGCUCUCCCAGCACCCCGCACCGUUGCAGAGGCGCUGCAGCAGCGCAUGGAGCGCUACAAGGCAGCAGCGGAGGGCGCAAAGAGCAAAGGCGACGAUCGGAAGGCCAGGAUGCACCAGCGAAUCAUUAAGCAAUACCAGGACGCCAUCAGGGCCAACAAAGCGGGGCGACACGUCGAUCUGUCCGAGCUGCCCAUCCCUCCCGGGUGCCCCCCACUUCAGGGGUCAGAGGGCAGUGAGCAAAACCUCGUGGGGGUGCUUGAGACAGCUCUGAAGCUGGCCAAUCAGGAUGCGGAGGCCGAGGAUGACGAUGAGAGCGGCACCAGGGAACCGGCCGCCAAGCUGACCUCAAAAGCGGCGGUCCAGCGAGCCAAAGCGCCGAUGCCGCCCACACCGGAGUCCGCCUCUCCAGGCUCCGCCUCCACGCCGGGUCAGGCUCCCAAGCUGGGCACCAAAGCCCAGCAGCAGCUGGACUUCCUGCUGAUGCGCCGCCAGCAGUUUGUACGUGCUGCCGUGCGCUCCAAGCAGAUGAAGGACCUGCAGGGGGCAGCGUUGCACCUGCGUAAUGCCAAGGGCCUGGAUCACAUGAUCACUGCCGCUAAGGGCGGGCUGCCCGUCGACAUCACCAAGGUGCCCAGUGUCCCUGUCAGUGAGGAGGACUACUCCCUGGGUCCGACGCGCUCCCAGCUGUCACCUCGCUCCUCGGAGAAGUACGGCCAGCUCAUGGAGCUCCUGCGGCAGCAGCACGAGAAAUGCAUAGGCUACUCCCAGCAGUCCACAAACAUGGGCAACAUUGCUGAGACAACCAGGUUUGAGAAGCUGGCUGAGGAGUGCAUGAAGAACAUUGAGGUACUGAAAAAAGCCUAUGAGAAGAGCUGCCCUGUGCCCAAGUUCCACACGGAGGAACGAACGUUCAACAUUGUCAAGAUCUUUCCGGAUCUCACCAGCAAUGACUUGGUGUUGACCAUAGUAAAAGGCACGAAUCUGCCCUCGCCCUCGGGAGGGUCUGCCAAUGACCUGGAUGCCAGUGUGCGAUUUGAGUUUCCCUUCCCCAGUUCGGAAGAACCCCAGCAUGACAAGACCAGCACUGUGAAGAACAGCAACUGCCCAGAGUUCAAGGAGCAGUUCAAGUUGAACAUCAGCAGGGGCCACAGGAGCUUCAAGAGGGUUGUCCAGACCAAGGGCAUCAAGUUCGAGAUCAUUCACAAGGGGGGGCUGUUCAAGGCGGACAGGGUGGUGGGCAAUGCGCAGCUGAAGCUGGAUUCCCUGGAGACGCAGUGUGAGAUCAGACAGCUGCUGGAGGUGCUGGAUGGCAGGAAGGCCACAGGUGGUCGGCUGGAGGUGCGCGUGAAGAUCCGAGAGCCACUGGGUAGUCCGCAACUCCAGACCGUCACUGAGAAGUGGCUGGUCCUGGAUCCCAUCACCACACCGCCGGCAGCAGUACCGGCACCUAAAUCCAAACCCAGACCCCAGAAUGACCACGAUAAAAAUGCCAGCCGCUCGCCCCCCCAGUACAAAUUUCACAGCUUCAGUCUGCUGCAGUACGAUAAGGACAGAAUCGAGCACAAGAUCAAGGAGUACAAACGGAACAGGAUGGAACCGCCAACUGAGCUACUGCAGCAGCACCGGGACACCAGCCAGAGGCUGCAGUGGCAGAAAGCGCAUUUGGAGAGGGCGCCCCCUGCUGUCUUUGCAGAAUAUGACGCCGCCCUGUGUCGACUUGCCCAAGGCCUGAGUGAGGGGGUAAAGAAGUUCUCCAGUCAGGGAAACAGGGAUGCUGCUAAGGAUGCACUUGGCCGCCUGAAGAUGGUGGAGACCGAGAUAGAGGCCCUGAGAAAGAGGUGUGCCACCUGACCUGAGCUGGCCUGAGGGGUCCGGAGUCCCUGAGGGGAGGGUGUUUAGGUGGGACCUGGGAGCCCCAAACAGACACUACGCUGGAGACACUGACACAUGGAUGAUCGGGGAAUCCACCUUCACACAUGUCCUGUCCUACACCCACACACACACACACACACACACACACUCAGAAGCACUGAACAGACACUUCCACAUGCUGAGAGGGGCAGCAGUCAUCGGUACGCACUACACUUCCUGGGCUGUCAUAAAUCUGCAGUUACUGCUUUGGAUGUAACAUUGAUACAUUGUAGAUCCUCUGCUCUAGACCGAGCGGAGAUCGUUACUCACUGAUAAGCGCCCAGCACUGGUGGGGGGGACGGGGCACAGGCACUGGCAGUGUAUGUUGCUUUAUGGUUCUUAAAGGACUGGUAAUAUGAAGUCUUUGCACAGCGAAACGUAAUAGUGAAGUUAGAAAAGAGGAUGCCAGUGAAAAUUUCUUCUUUGCAAUUUGUACAAUCAUUGAUUUUUUUUUUUCUUUAAAAUGCUUCCUUUAAAAACUAGAAUGUUGAAAGUAGAAGGAGGUGGUGUGGUUUUAUCUGUAACGGACCUGGAGCGCGCCCCUGUCUACGUGCGGCGUGUCCGGGCCCGGCUGCGCUGGCUUCUGCAGGGGGCCACAGCACCAGCGCCUCUGGCUGUCUGACCAUGACACCUAAAUCCUGUGCUUUCUGCCCUUACAAUCCAGGGUUUUACCCAGACGCCUGCCUGCAUCUGGGAGGCGUGUCACUCACCCUGUUCCCCAAUUUUAGUUUUUGUUUCUUUAUUGUUUCUGCUGUGGUUGUUCCAAUGCUGAGGGGGUAACGCAGAGGAUUGCUUACCCCCAGCUGCGGCUGCCUGGCCUGAGAUGGGUGGGGGGGCGGCUUCCUUUGUGGUGCUCGCCAGGGGUUAGCAGCAGUGGCCAGGUGGAUUUUUCUAACGGGUAGAACGUAACCCCUAGAAACGCUAAUCGCGUCUUUCCUGUGUGACUCUGGGGGCCCCAUUCAUCCUCUGCAGUCUUUUCUGCCACAUUCUUGACCCAGUCCCCAUUUUUUGGAGCAGUACUGCAUGAUUACCCCCGCCCACCCACACACCCCCCCAAAGCUUUGCCAUGGCAACUGACUGAUCACCCUGUUGUGAACCGUUUGGGGGGUGUGCAGUGUAUAAUUCUAGGAAACCGUGAUGAAAUAUGCAGAAGGAAUGCUAAAAUAAAUGGUACCUUUUAUGCACAUUAAGUGGCAUCAAUCCACAUGCUGAUGACAGUCAAACAGAAAAACAGAAACACUAAUAUAUACGGCUCUGUCUAUGAUUGUAUCUUUAAAAUGAAUCUAUAUCAUGGCCCGGGGUGAAAGGGAAGCAACUGAUUUACUGAAAUUUGAAAUCUGUAUUCUAAAUAUGGAAGAUGAAUAUAUUAAAAAUCUAACAUCUGAA
Brienomyrus brachyistius is the source of this 4617-nucleotide messenger RNA. It is a transcript of the gene cc2d1a, whose product is annotated as coiled-coil and C2 domain containing 1A. The transcript has 29 exons. Lineage: Eukaryota; Metazoa; Chordata; Actinopteri; Osteoglossiformes; Mormyridae. Gene Ontology annotation, molecular function: DNA-binding transcription repressor activity, RNA polymerase II-specific; RNA polymerase II cis-regulatory region sequence-specific DNA binding. Gene Ontology annotation, biological process: regulation of transcription by RNA polymerase II. Bases 226 to 3171 code for a protein of 981 amino acids. The record is from RefSeq and is a predicted model, not a curated record. Gene Ontology annotation, cellular component: nucleus.